CGGGCGGAGCAGUCGCCUUCUUUUACGAUUCUCUGAAAAAGGUGUCUUCACUGGCACGUAUCUUUGUCGGAGCUGUGCAUUGCUAUAGGAGUCGCAUAAUCUAAUCAGCACAUUAACAGGGCGAUAACGUCCGCUCGUAAAUCCAUGACUCGACUAACGAUCUUUCCACGUGAACCAAACGCGUACAUUUGACACAUCCAACGUCGUCCGACGCGAUGUUUUGCUCGUAUAGGUGUGAAACGACGCGAAUUGUGACCGGCCAUUAAUUUCACCCCGCGUGUGCUGUAAGAUUUCCGAAUAAAUACUCCAAGUUCGUAGAUUCGUGUCGUAAAAUCGACAACCGUGCACGGAGUGCAUAAUCUAAGAAGAAGCGGUUAUGAGAGUUCGAUGACCACAGGCUCGCGGACCAUCGACGCUACCAUGGACUACCUGCAGACGUGCCUCAUCUUUUACCUGCUGAUCCUCUGCUUCUGCGGCGGACGUUCCAUAGACAUAUCACAAUGCAUCGCACCUCUGGGGAUGGAAUCGGGCGCGAUUCCCGAUGCGGACAUCACUGCGAGCUCUAGCUUCGAUAGCGGAAACGUCGGGCCGCAUCGCGCACGGCUGAAGCAGGAGAGCCACGGAGGUGCCUGGUGUCCGAAACAGCAGAUCACGGCGGAGCCGCGCGAAUGGUUGGAAAUCGAUCUUCACACAGUGCACACGAUCACGGCGACCGGUACUCAGGGUCGCUUCGGUAACGGUCAGGGUGUCGAGUAUUCGGAGGCGUACAUGCUGGAAUACUGGAGGCCGAAACUAGGAAAGUGGGUCCGCUAUAGAAACUUCCGUGGCGAAGAGGUUAUCGCGGGGAACAAAAAUACCUACCUGGAGUCGAAGCACGAACUGGAGCCAUCAAUAUGGGCGAGCAAAAUUCGUUUCCUACCCUACAGCUACCAUCGUCGCACCGUUUGCAUGCGCGUCGAGCUCUACGGCUGCCCUUGGAACGACGGCAUCGUCUCCUACUCGAUGCCCCAAGGUGACAAGCGCAACAAUUGGGAAUUCUUCGACGCAACUUACGACGGUUAUUGGGACGGACAACUUCUUCGCGGUUUGGGACAACUGACAGACGGCAAGACCGGACCGGAUCAGAUUAAGAUGGGUUACUAUGACAACUACGAUAGAAGUCAGGGAUGGGUUGGCUGGAAGAACGACACGAGGUCCGGGCAUCCGCUCGAGAUCAAAUUCGAAUUCGACCACGUCAGAGAAUUUUCGGCCAUUCACAUUUACACUCUCAACCAAUUCACCAGAGAUAUACAGAUAUUCUCCGAGGUCAGCGUUAUGUUCAGCAUUGGCGGCAGAUACUACACGGGUGAUCCUAUCGUGUAUUCCUACAUGGAGGACAAAAUCUUCGAGCAACCGAGAAAUGUUACAGUCAAGUUACACCACCGAAUCGGCAAGUUCGUCAAAUUGAAAUUCAAGUUCGCCUUACGAUGGAUUAUGAUCAGCGAAAUCACCUUUGACUCCGACAUUGCUCACGGUAACUUCACGCCAGAAACGCCGCCCACGACCGAAGCUCCGCGAUUGCGGGAUAGAACUUUGACUCGCGACAAUCCGUUGCAAGCCGAAGUUCCGGUAGCUAAGCAGGACGAUCCGACUUACAUGGCUGUGAUCAUUGGCGUCUUGACCGUCGUAAUUCUGCUACUGGCGGUAGCCAUAUUCCUAAUAGUCACGCGUCACAGACAGCGUAAGAACUUUGCCAGUCCUCUGGGCGCCAAGAGCGCGAUUCCGACGGGCAAUCAUCAGCAUCUGUCGCCAGAAUCCGCGUACGGCACCACGGAGAAGGAUCCCUCCUUGAUGACCUACCGGGUCGAGGAACUCGACGACCGGUACGCCGGUACGAAGCUCACGACCCUACCGCGAGAUCUCAAUGAUCGUCUUUUGGGCGAUGUCAGGCUUGACGAGUACCAGGAACCCUUCCAUGAGAACAAGUAUCGAGAAUCUCCUCAUGCGGCGUACUACGGAUACAGCACGGUUGUUGUAGACAACAAGGACCUUCAUGACAACGUCGAACAGUCUGAUGCCACGUACGAUUAUGCAGUACCAAUGCCUGUGCCUAGUGUAAGCAGCGAUCAGGAUAGCGUAUUCUCGAAAUCGUCCUCCAGGGGUAGCGCAAAGGCGUGCUUGCAGAGCUUUUUUCCGCCGCCUCCGCCCCCGAUGAGCGCACCACCUCUUCGAGGUUCCAACAAUUUGACGUACUCGAAUCCACCGAGUCCGGAACCAGUUUGCGAGCGUGAGCGCAGAAGUAGCAAGCGCCGCGAGCACUCCUUGCACAGAUACGCGUAAGGACUUCUCGCAACCCGCAGGAUAUUCACGGAAAGCGAAAGGAUCGAAGGUAUGAUGGAUGCUUCAAGCAACGAGAUCGCGUGAUCGAAUGAACCCUCCGGCACUGGUUCACCUUCCAGAACUCUGUUCUAUUUAAUGUUCCAACAAUAAUUCUUUCAUAUUUGUAACAUUACACUAAUUCGAAAGUUAUAUUUAAAUAAUAAUUCUUUUGCUUUUCUUCGCGCUAGAAAAAGAUACACUUUUCAUUGAUCCAGUUUCUCUCGUGUUAUCGUGCUUUGUCCAAUAAUUAUUCAUGAGUAUGCUAUUAUCAACUUCGUGAUCAAAUUAAACUGUCGUCUUGUGUGACGAAUUCUCUUUGCAAGAGAAUGCUUAUAGAAUUAAAUUAUUCACACGUAUACAUACGUGGUCCUGAAUUUUACAAAUCCAUUCCACACGCUUUAUUCCGUACGCGUGUUUUACAAUAUUUAUACGGAGGGAAGGAACGUAAGCAUGGAGCAGAGUAAAAUAGCUCCAGUGCCGUGAGGAUGCUGCGAGAACACACCCGUUGUUAAUCCCAAGGUAAAGGGCGGUGGCAAAAGUAACACGUUGUAUAUUUCGAAGUAAACGCUGUGAGCGACCGCGCGGCGAAAGGGGUCGUAAUCCUGCUUGUUACAACGACGAUAUUUUUUCCCCCGAGUUUAGCGCAUCGCGAGAAAAAAUAAAUAAAUAAAUAAACGACGCGAUCGCAGCGCGGUCGCGUCCGUCGCGAAACAGACCUUCUUCUCGACGAGCACUGCCAUCGACGAAUUACGAAUUUUCGAACAUAUUAAUUGUAGGCGCAAUCUCGAGCAAUCACGGUCUUUUAAAGAGAUUCGAUCUACGCAAUUUCUACGAAUAAGUAUAAUCUCGUAAUCGAAGUUGUAUUAAAUUGGCAUAUCAGUUUUUUAAUGGUAAAGUGACCUCGUGCAAACGACUCUUCCCGAGAUUCGCCCGCAAGAUCUGCACGAAAGUCUGUAAAAAAAUCACACAUUCUAAAAAAUAUUGGUGUGGAUUUAAUUUCACGCAGUAUUUAUAUAAUUCUCACUUUGAUAUUAUGUAAUAACCCCUGAUGUGUUAAUGUAACGUGUGGAUGUAACACCACAUGAUGUGGAUUUAACAUCAUGGAUUUUAAAUCCAUACCAUGAUAGGGUUGAUAUAAAUACACCGAGGAUUAAUAUUAAUAUCAACACGAUAAGAUUUAUAUACAUACCAUACGACGUUGAAUCCAUACUGGCAUCUUUUUUUUUAGAGUGCAGUACAUAUAUUUCGACGUCCAUGGUUUUCAGAUUAUUCAUUGAGAGUCAAAUCUCAGCAUCCGUCGCGUUUCAGCGUCUCACACUGCCAAAUCUUUUCGUAGUACGAAGUGGAAUUUCGUGAACGAGAUGUAACGUGUGACGUUGCGAAAUGCCACUUCCUCCUGUCAAUCUCUUCGAAUGGCAUCAGGCAAACGAUGUGUAAUCGUUACGAGGAAUAUACACAUGUCAACGUGUGCGGACGAAUUUCCAAGGAAGAGUCGCGUUAAUGAUUUGGUCUGUUCGGCGCGCAUGUGCAACAAGAUCAAGCUCGCUAUCGAUCCAAGAGGAACGCGUGGCAACCAGGGAAAAAAAAAGGACCGGGGCGGAUGAGAUAUUUAUCCGAUGGCGCGAUCGUCACGUCGGGUCGAAGAGAUAAUUAAUUACUCGCUUGAUGGAAUAAGCGGGCGUUUCAAUUAUUCGCGCGCAUGAACGAACGCCAGGCGACGCGACGCUUGACAUCAGGAGGAAAAAGCCGCGACGAGAUCGACGUAACGAUAUUUAAAAAGGAGGAACGAUAGCGAGCUUCGAUCCCGCCUCACACAAGACUGAUGUCAUAUAAAUAAUUCAGUAAUCCGACUUGCGCCAUGCACGCGUAUGUCAUAUUAUUUAUUGUCCCGUGACGGAUUUUUAAUUUAUAUAUACAUAUAUAUAUAUACAUACGAAAAAAAUAAAAAAUAUAUAUAGAUAUAUAUAUAUAUACAAAAAAGGUAAAAUACGUAUUAUCGUACGACGACGAAUUUUAAGCAUAUAAUAGAUUAUAUAUAAGUCCAAUUAACUUUAUUUCUCUAUCUCUACCGACAUCGCCUUCAUGCAACGAGGAGAAUCGAGAAUUACCAGCGUUAAGGAACCGACAAUACAGGGAUGAGACAACAAUAACUACAUGUGUACGUAAUUGAACAAAAGAGAAAAAAAAAACGUAGAGAGAUUCGGGAUAUCGGGUGCGCAAGGAUGAGA
Molecule: messenger RNA, 4586 nt
Organism: Acromyrmex echinatior (Panamanian leafcutter ant)
Lineage: Eukaryota; Metazoa; Arthropoda; Insecta; Hymenoptera; Formicidae
Product: discoidin domain-containing receptor 2
Source: RefSeq, a predicted model, not a curated record